AUGAAUCGCACAAAGAAUUCACAGAAUUCAUAUCAAAAUGGCAAAUCACAGUCAUCUUCUCGCCAGACACUCGCGGCAUAUGGCGAGUUAAUGCGAGUGCACCGACCCCUAGGGUUCUAUCUGAAUACAUCCCCCUAUAUUGUCGGUGUUGCGUUUGCUUCAUCGAUUUCGUCAACUCAAAUCCCGCUGAAUGCCAUUGCACAGCGCACCAUGCUUCUUGCAGCUUGGUCCUUCUGCCUGCGCUGUGGCGGGUGCGUUUGGAACGACCUCGUCGAUGCAGACCUGGACCGCCAGGUUUCACGAACAAGAUCUCGACCAAUUCCUCGUGGAGCUGUUUCAAAAGCUGACGCUGCUUUGUUGGCACUUGUUAUCUUCGCCUGUGGAUGGUAUAUGGUGUUCUUUCUACCACGAGCAUGUAUUUUUGACGCCUCGAUAAUCACCGUCUCUGCCUUGAUUUAUCCCUUCGGCAAGCGAUAUACUGAUUACCCCCAACUUACUCUCGCCAAUAUCGGCUGGGCGAUUCCUAUGGCUAUGCACAGUUUUGAAUUGAAGCCCCUUGCUCGGCUCAAGCCCACUCUGUGCAUGUAUAUGUUUAUCGCGACGGUGAUUAUCAUGAUCGAUGUGAUUUACUCGAGACAAGAUACUGAGGAUGACACGAAAGCUGGUGUCAGAAGCAUGGCUGUGCGGUUCCGAGAUAGUAUUCAUCUCGUAGCAUAUUCUCUCCUCAUUGCCUCCACUGUUUUUCUUGCGACCGCGGGGGCUUUGACUGGGCUUGGUUUGCCAUUCUUCAUUGUAUCAGUUGCUGGACAUUUUGUGGGCUUCUCAAUUCUGCUGCAGGCUUCCCGAGUUGGAAAGUCUUCAAAGGUGGAGGCUUAUUCAAAAUCUGCUUUCUUCCUUGCUACCGUUUUCUGGGUACUCGGUUUCGUCAUUGAAAACUGUCUCGGCCACUGA
Penicillium cataractarum is the source of this 951-nucleotide messenger RNA. Its product is annotated as 4-hydroxybenzoate octaprenyltransferase. Gene Ontology annotation, biological process: ubiquinone biosynthetic process. The transcript has a single exon. The record is from RefSeq and is a predicted model, not a curated record. Gene Ontology annotation, molecular function: 4-hydroxybenzoate polyprenyltransferase activity. Gene Ontology annotation, cellular component: mitochondrial inner membrane. NCBI's taxonomy places the organism in Eukaryota, Fungi, Ascomycota, Eurotiomycetes, Eurotiales, Aspergillaceae. The coding region runs from base 1 to 951 and encodes 316 amino acids.